Molecule: messenger RNA, 1047 nt
Organism: Lactuca sativa (garden lettuce)
Lineage: Eukaryota; Viridiplantae; Streptophyta; Magnoliopsida; Asterales; Asteraceae
Source: RefSeq, a predicted model, not a curated record
AUGGCCCGUAGGGUUGGACAACGAGUUGUGUUACCUGCAAGUUUCAUUGGAGGUCCACGUGACAUGCGACAAAGAUUUCUAGAUGCCAUGGAUUUAGUUCAAGAUGAUGGGAGGCCAGAUAUAUUCCUUACAAUGACAUGCAACCCAAAAUGGAAAGAAAUCGAUGAUGAGUUAUUGCCUGGACAGUCAACUCAAGAUCGACUGGACCUUGUUGCAAGAGUUUUUCAUGCUAAGUUAGAGUAUCUCAAGGUACAGUUAUUCCAAAGGCAUAUAAUCGGUGUGGUGGGGUCAUAUGUGUAUGUGAUGGAGUUUAAAAAGCGUGGAUUGCCACAUGCAUAUUUACUCCUAAUAAUGACAUCUGGAUAUAAGAUGAAUAAUCCAGACGAUUAUGACAGACUGGUAUGUGCCGAAAUUCCUGACCCAAUAAGGUUUCCUAAAAUGCAUGAUCUUAUCAAAAGUCACAUGAUGCACGGUCCUUGUGGUAGCUUACGAGAAAAAAGUCCAUGUAUGCAUGGUGUGCCAAAAAAAUGUUGUUUCAGAUAUCCUAGGCAAUUCAAUGAAAAGACAUCACAAGGAGAGGACUCAUAUCCAUUAUAUCGAAGGACAAAUAAUGGAAUUGAGGUGACUGUAAGAAAUACAAAAUUGGAUAAUAGAUGGGUGGCUCCAUACAACCCAAAGUUGUUAAUGAUGUUCAAUUAUCAUAUCAACGUUGAGGUUUGUUCGAGUAUAAACUCUGUGAAGUACCUCUUCAAAUAUGUUUAUAAGGGCCAUGAAAAACAAGUUAUCCAUAUUGAUAAAGACCAAGAAAAUGUUGUUAUUAAUGAGAUACGAAAGUUUCAAGACGCACGUUGUGUAUCCCCUCCUGAGGAAUUAUGGCGAGUUUUUAGCUUUCCUCUUUCACAAAUCUCCCCUUGUGUGAUGGCCUUGCAAAUACAUCUCCCGAAUCAACAGUUGGUUAGGUUCAAAGACGGUGACAGAAUGGAAGACAUUGUUGAUAGAGAGAAAGAAAAAAAAUUCAAUGUUGACGGCAUUUUUCAAGAAGAAUAA